Messenger RNA from Blastomyces dermatitidis ER-3, 4198 nucleotides. Its product is annotated as high nitrogen upregulated cytochrome P450 monooxygenase 1. Lineage: Eukaryota; Fungi; Ascomycota; Eurotiomycetes; Onygenales; Ajellomycetaceae. Bases 1967 to 3772 code for a protein of 601 amino acids. The record is from RefSeq and is a predicted model, not a curated record. Gene Ontology annotation, molecular function: heme binding; monooxygenase activity; iron ion binding. The transcript is spliced from 6 exons.
CAGGAAUCUAUCUGAAUGCAGGAAUACAGGAGAUAAUAGAAAUAUUGAAACUAAUGUUAUUUUACAGUCAUGACCUUCAACAAAGAUUAUCCAGAGAUAAGCUUUUGCUACUACUCAUAUCUUUGAGUAUGCUAUUAUCACAAUCCUCACAGCAUGAUAAAAGCAAGAAAACACAAAUGUCAUCUGUCAUCUGAUGUCAUCUAUGACAGAGAUAUCAGAUUUUGUUUCCCACAGAAGAGCUGCUGUAAAUAAAUUCAGACAGCAUGAAACUAUGAGAAUGAAUAAGAACUAAAAUAUUUCUGUUAAAAUUCACAGGUAUGUUCCUCUCCAUUCCUCCGGCUUUCCUUAGCCUAUUUGAAAGUGGUCUCGGAGCCAAAAUCAGCGCUGAUCGUUUGAAGAGGAGGGGGAGGAGAAUUUUGGCAUCAGCAAGGGCGUGGAGAUUGCCUUACAUUUCGUUCCUACUACACGGAGCAGGUCUUGAUGCAAAGCUGACCUGACAACGCGCAUAUGUCCAGUAGGGAUUGCCCAGUGGCAGCCGUUGAGGUUGCGAAUAUGGGAUCCGAAAUGCUUAGUCUUCCAAAGCAAUGAUAAGUUGGCUAUUCACGGCUAUCAUCAACAGCUUUGCUGAACGACUUUAACGCCGAUAGACAGCAUUGCAUCUUGCCAGAGGAAUGGAAGGUCAGCAUCUUGCUCUCAGAAUUGGCCCAGUAACACUUUUGGCCACUUCUAACAAGUAAUUGGGUAGGGGUUGAUGUGAAAAUAACUAUGGACUAACAUCCAAUGUAUUAAUAUAGAGAAGAAAGACUAGAUCUAUUCAUAAAUAGAAUUUGCUUUUGUUCUUUCCCUAAUCAGCAGCCUUGCCUUUAUUUACACUGUAUACAUAUAUACAUACAAUACAAUCAAUGAGAUAUUAUUAGCUGGAGGGGGUCAGAUAGUUGCUUUGUGCUUAUGAUCUGGGUACAAAACUUGGUGUUGAGCUUGCAGCUUGCAGGUUGAGGCGAGCGGUAAAUAAAUAGCUUACAAAUCAUCCAACUUGUUAAUACCAACUAGGGCUCAGUUAUUUACUAAAUAACACUCACUCACAGUUCUUCUUCCAUGCUGCACCGGCUGCAACAACUAGUUUUUGUGGAGGACAGAACUUUAUUAUGUCGUAUGUACGUACAGUACAUUGGGACACCAUGCUCAACCUUAACUACCUGAAACCUAGGGCUCGCUCGCUCCCCUUGGAAUUUUCGACAGUCCGUCAUGGACACCUCUGUCACAUAUUCGACACACAGAGAAAAUGUAUGGAUAGCAUGAACGGAUCACCCAGUCCUAUCAAAGGUUGUGUUGUGCGGCAGGAUUUGGCCUGCAGCAGCUCGGACACUUGGUGAGAACUAAGUAACUCAUAUCUGGGGCAUGGUCAAGCAUGGUCCAGUCCUUAAUCCUGGCCUAGUCCCCCAGCGGUGAGAAGAGAGAGCAACCACGCGCAUCAAAUAUCCAAUUCCCGUCUGGGACGGGGGCGGUGAUUGUGGACGCUGCGGAAUAUCCAAUUCCCGUCUGGGACGGGGGCGGUGAUUGUGGACGCUGCGGGGUGGGGAUGGAAACAACCCAAUCACGGCCCCAAUGUUGCACACAUCUCAGAGUAUCUCCGUCAGCUUCGGUCCCCUUGAUUGUCGACAAAUGGACCGGCGUCACCUUGCACGGCAUAUCUAGGCCUGCUCGGUAUAAGUUCAUGAAGUUGCGCUUUCGUGCAACUUCCAAUAUGUCGGCCCUAUGGGGCUGAUUAAUUUCACCUGCAAUUGACUAGUUUACUAUUAUUUAUAUAAUCUCGUGUAUUAUCUUUCCAGCUAGCUGCCGAUCUGGAAACAACUAUCUUAUUUUCUCUUCUGCUGGGAAGAGACUUGUUGUUCUGAGUGUGCAUUGUCUGUCUCCCACUUUCAUCAACAAGGAGACACGCUGAGAAGAAGGAAACGAAUUGGGCACAAUGUUGCAACUCGCUUGCACCGCAGGCAUCGCACUGGGGAUCCUCUCCCACCUUCUACUCUUUAAGCAUGGCGAAUGGGACCGAUAUGCUCCCACUUUGGUGUUGUUCUACGCGUUUGCUAUGAGUGUACUGAGCCCAGUAGUGGUCUUCAUACUGAUGGAGCUCUCCAUGCUUAGCACAUUGUUGCUGGUGUCCACAUUCUGGAUAAGUUAUAUGACUGGGCUUUUCGGGAGCAUCGGUCUCUACCGCGGCUGGCUCCAUCGUCUCACCCAGUUCCCAGGUCCGGUGGCUUGGAAAUUAUCCUCUUUCGGGUCAAUCAAGGCCUCUGUGGGAGAAUUCAAGUUUCCCGUAAAGGUACAACAACUUCACGAGACGUAUGGAGAUUUUGUUCGCAUUCGGCCCCGAGAAAUCUCAAUCAACCAUGUAGAUGCUGUUCGCGAUAUUCAUGGACCAGGGACUACCUGUGUCAAAGGCCCAUUCUACGACAUCACUUACCCAUUCAGAUCUCUCCAGAUGCUCCGUGACAAGGGCGCCCAUUCCAGAAGGCGGAGAAUCUGGGAUCGCGGACUUGGUAUAAAAGCCCUGACCACAUACGAGCCUAAAAUACUCGGCCACUGCGCAGAUCUCAUAAGCCAACUGAGCGCGAAAUCAAAGGGAGGCAAGCCUAUCCAUAUCGGCCCGUGGAUGAACUAUUUCGGCUUCGACGUCAUCGGCGAUGUUGCGUUUAGUAAACCAUUCAACAUGGUAAAAGAUGGGAAGGCGGCAGAAAUCCUUGAAGAUUUCCUGACGUCAAAGCCGGCAUUGGGAACGCUUAUCUGUGCCCCGUGGACAUUCAAUCUUGUGCAAAAUCUCCCUGGAUUGCGCAGGUUAUGGGAAGCACGGACAAAAAACCAUGCGCGCAAGAUUGCGGAAAGAAUGAAGCUAGGAACAACCUGCAAAGAUCUCUUCUCCUAUCUCCUCGAAGACGGCCCAGCCUCGCCCGCCGCUUCCGCCCCAUUAGUUUUCUCCGAAUUCUCCGUCCCCGGCGACCUCGCCUGCGACUCUGAACUAGCCAUCACCGCAGGCAGCGACACAGUCGCUGCAACUCUCACCUCCCUCAUCUACAUCCUCGCCACGCACCCAGAUAAGCAAACCCUCCUGCAGCAAGAGCUCGACACGCUCCUCACAGGCAUUGCCGACAUCUCGUAUCAAAAGCUGUCUGUUCCCAAUAACGCCCCGAUGCUCGAAGGGGUCAUUCUUGAAACCCUGCGUUUAUAUCCAGGGACUCCGGGGGGGAUGCAACGCAUGACGCCGCCGGAGGGUGCACGGAUUGCUGGCAGAUGGAUUCCCGGCAACACGCUCGUGUCUACGCCUACUUAUACCUUGCAUCGUGGUAAGUUACUUGACUCUCCCCCACACACCCUUUUAAACAACCCCCACCACCAUUUUGCCACACACGUACUCUCACGCACACACACACACACACACACACACUCACUCACUCACACCCCAGACCCGCGCAACUUCGAUCAACCAACCACCUUCAUCCCCGAGCGCUGGUCCUCGACACCAAACCUAAUAAAACACAAAGAAGCCUUCAACCCCUUCCUCAUAGGCGCCAACUCCUGCGCCGGCAAGGCCAUUGCGCUCAUGGAACUACGCUUCGUGACCGCGCUGAUCUUUCGCAAGUUCACAGUACGCUUGCACACGGCUAAUGCUGCAAAGUCAUCGCCACUCUCGUUCUUCGAUGAGCAGAAACCGGGCUGGAGGGAUUAUUUCACGGCGAGCCCGCCGCCUUUUGAGGUUGUUUUGGAGAGGAGGGGGUAGAGACGUAGUUUGGAUGAUCGGCUAACUAUGUGAUGGGAGAUGGGGGGGUAUAUUUCGUCUGUUGGUUGGAAAAUGGAGGGAGCGGGGGGGAGAGGGGGAGAAUCGCAUGUUGCGGCGAUGGAUAUCACUUGUUUUCUUGAUUUUUAUUAUUAUUUUUUUUUUACGACGAUUGAUGAUUUUUGACUUUGAUGGUAGGUAAACUGGUCGAAUAGCGUUCAUUAUUUGUUUGCUUUCUGUUGUUGAAAGCGGGUAAGGGAGGGCAGUCAUGUUUUCUUUUUCUUUUUUCUUUCUUUUCUUUAUUUCCACAUGUUGCUACUCUAUCAAAUGAUUAGGGGAGUAUAGUUGAGUGUCAGGUGUCAGAUUGAAUAUGGUCUCAGCAUUUUUUUUUCUUUUCUUUUUUAUGAAUAUUAAUAAUACUUAUCUUUU